Molecule: messenger RNA, 1104 nt
Organism: Theobroma cacao (cacao)
Lineage: Eukaryota; Viridiplantae; Streptophyta; Magnoliopsida; Malvales; Malvaceae
Product: scopoletin 8-hydroxylase-like
Source: RefSeq, a predicted model, not a curated record
AAAAUGGCCCCAAGUUUAGAUGAUGGCAGCUGCCUUUUUAACUUCGUCGUCCGAGAAGGAAAUGGAGUUAAAGGAAUGGUCGAUCUAGGCUUGUCAAAGGUGCCAGAACCUUACAUUCAACCACCGAAGGAGAGAAUAGACAAGAAAAAGGCAACCAGACAUGAGCAGGCACCGAUUGAUUUCUCAAGGCUAAAUGGACCUGACCAUGACCAAGUGGUCAAGGAAAUUGUUACAGCUGAUGAAACUCUUGGCUUCUUCCAACUUGUGAACCAUGGCGUGCCUGUUGAUUUGCUGGAGUCGCUCAAGGAUGCGGCGCAUAACUUCUUUGGUCAGCCAUCGGUAAAGAAGGCUGUUUAUCGCAAAGAAGUGAGUCCGAGCCCGUUAGUGAAGUAUGGGACGAGCUUUGUCCCAGAGAAGGAGAAAGCAUUGGAGUGGAAGGAUUAUAUUAGCAUGAUAUAUACCAAUGAUGCCGAAGCUCUUGAACAAUGGCCUGAAGAUUGCAGAGAAGUUGCACUUGAGUACUUGAAGACAUCAAUGAACAUGGUGAGGAAAUUGCUUGAAGUUUUGACGGAAAAUCUUGGAGUGCAACUGGAUGACUCAAAAAUUGAUGCACUCGUCGGCAUGAAAAUGGUUAAUAUGAAUUUUUAUCCGACAUGUCCUAAUCCAGACCUCACAGUUGGUGUUGGACGCCACUCUGAUAUGGGUACUCUUACAAUUUUACUUCAAGAUGGAAUUGGUGGUUUAUAUGUGAAAGUUACUGAAGAGAUUGAUGAUAUUGGAAAGAAAGGAGAGUGGGUAGAAAUACCACCUCUCCCUGGUGCUUUGGUCAUCAAUAUUGGUGAUACCUUACAGAUAUUAAGCAAUGGAAAGUACAAAAGUGCAGAGCAUAGAGUUCGUACCACAAGCACCAAAUCCAGAGUGUCAAUACCGAUAUUUACAACUCCAAAACCAAGUGCAAAAACUGCACCACUUCCUCAACUUGUAGAAAAAGGUGGGGUGGCUCGUUAUAGAGAGUUGGUAUUUGGAGACUAUAUGAAAAACUUCUUUGCAAAUGCACAUGAUGGCAAGAAAUCCCUUGACUUCGCACAAAUUAACUCUGCUUGA